Messenger RNA from Penicillium lagena, 978 nucleotides. Its product is annotated as pectinesterase A. Gene Ontology annotation, biological process: cell wall modification. The record is from RefSeq and is a predicted model, not a curated record. The transcript has 3 exons. Gene Ontology annotation, molecular function: pectinesterase activity. The coding region runs from base 1 to 978 and encodes 325 amino acids. Lineage: Eukaryota; Fungi; Ascomycota; Eurotiomycetes; Eurotiales; Aspergillaceae.
AUGCAGCUGUAUACACUUAUCACAACUCUCGCCCUCUGUGGCGCUGUCACCGCCGCCCCGGCAAGUCUCCAUCGCCGCACUGGCAGAACAAGUGCACCCUCAGGAUGUCUCACUGUCGGAUCUGGGGGAACGUACUCAACUAUCGGGGAUGCAUUGGACGCACUGGGCUCGUCUUCUGAUGCAGCCUGCGUCUAUAUUGCCAGUGGCACCUAUGAAGAACAGCUUACCAUUGACUAUAACGGAAACCUAACCUUGUACGGUGAGACAACUGACACGGGGACCUAUAAAGACAAUACGGUGACUAUCACGCAUACUAUCUCCUCCGAAGAAGCAGGGUCACUGGACUUGAGUUCCACUGUCAAUGUGGUUGCUGCCAAUUUCAAGAUGUAUAAUAUCAACGUGGUAAAUGGAUACGGCGAGGGAGCACAGGCUGUCGCUCUCACUAGCAACGCUGACCGGCUUGGAUUCUACGGUUGUCAAUUCUCCGGAUACCAGGAUACACUGUAUGCCAAGGCAGGAACACAGUAUUAUUCAAAUUGCUUGGUUGAAGGGGCCGUGGACUACAUAUUCGGUGAUGCCUCCGCCUGGUUCGGCGAAUGUGACAUAGUCUCCAACGGUGCUGGCGCAAUAACUGCCAACUCACGAGAGACAACCAGUGACACUGCAUGGUAUUGUAUUGACAGCAGCACUGUCAACGCCGCUUCAGGCACCAGCCUCGAGGGCGAGGUCUAUCUUGGAAGGCCCUGGAGAGUGCUUGCUCGUGUGAUCUAUCAGAACUCGGAACUUGGGAGCUUGAUAAAUGCUAAAGGGUGGACCACAAUGGCUGAGGGGGCGACGCCGCUGUUUUAUGAGUACAAUAACAGUGGUGACGGUUCGGAUACAUCUGGAAGGGAGUAUGAGACUUCCAUAUCGGCGGCUGUAACAAAGACCACGGUUCUUGGGAGUGAUUGGGGAGAUUGGACUGAUCGAACUUAUUGA